CCACACCCGGACCUUUUCGCGCGUCACCUCACGCUCCCCGGUAUCGAACGGGACGUUUAACCGCACCCCUGUAGGACCUACUGUUAAAGACUCCCAUCACUGUAACACUGCCUAUCCGCGUGCCGAAGCGUCAACACCCAUUUACACAUUCUCUCCAACGCGGAGUUCUGAACAGAGAUGGACCAAGAGUUCAGUGAGCGCGGGCAAUGACACUGACCAGCACUGAGAGAUAGGGAUGGAUGCUAAAGUGGGGGAAAUGUUCGCUUUGAUUGCCGUGUGCUGCUGCAGCUUCGGUCUCCCGGCACUUGCAGAGGUGAUUGGUGAUGACAGUUAUCUGAAUGCCGUGCAGCAGACUACAGUUCCGCUGUCCUGUUCCGAGGGCUUCACCGAGCUGGGCUACUACAACGGCACCGUCUCCCAGACCGACUCGGGCUCGCCCUGCCUGAAAUGGACCGAGUUCCCCGACUACGUGCAGCAGUACCCGGGCCGGGGCCUGGGCGACCACAGCUACUGCCGCAACCCGGACCGUGAGUCCAACCCCUGGUGCUUCUUCAGACAGACCUCCGGGGCCAUCGGCUGGGCAUACUGCGACUGUCACCAGGGUGCGGCGAGGUUGGUGGGGGGGUCGUCUCCUAAGAGUGGCCAGGUGGAGGUGUACCUGAACGGCCAGUGGGGCUCCAUAUGUGACACGCACCUCACCGAACGAGAUGCCAGUGUCAUCUGCAGACAGCUCAAGAUAAGCGAGAUCGGAACGCCCCUGAGGAAUUCUCGCUUCAGUUCCGAAACCGGCUCGGGCUCCUCCGGGCUGUUCCACUACGAGCGUCUGGGUUGCCGCGGCGAUGAGAGGUCCCUGCUGGAGUGCCGGAGCAGGAAGUUCCUCACCAGCGACUGUAACCAUGACAACAAGGCCGCCGUGCUCUGUGCUCCACCAGAAGGAAGUGGCCCUCCGCUGCGAUUGGUGGGUGGCGAGGAGGAGUUCGAGGGCCGCGUGGAGGUGUUCCACGACGGGAGGUGGGGCUCCAUCUGUGACGACCAAUGGGACGAGAGGGAUGCGGCCGUGGUUUGCAGACAGCUGGGACUGGGGGGGGUGCCAAAGGCCUGGUCGUGGGCCCACUUCGGCCAGGGCAGCGGCCCCAUCCUGCUGGACGCGAUGCAGUGCUCGGGCAACGAGCUGUCCCUGGACGAGUGCCCCCACAGCGGCUGGGAGCAGCACAACUGCGACCACAUGGAGGACGCUGGAGUCUCCUGCAACCCCUACACUGACGGUGUGGUAAGGCUGGUGGAUGGUGACAGCCCGUGGGAGGGUCGUCUGGAGGUGUACCACUCCGGGGACUGGGGUACCGUCUGUGAUGACAACUGGAGCCAGAAGCACGCGCAGGUGGUCUGCAGACAGCUUGGCUUCAGGGGGCGUGCUGAGGUGGUGGUGGACGGGUCGUUCGGCGAGGGCGAGGGCCUGAUCCUAUUGGACGACGUGCAGUGCGAGGGCACCGAGAGCUCCCUGCUGGACUGCCGCCACGGGGUGUGGGGACGUCACGACUGUUCCCACAACGAGGACGUCGGAGUGCGCUGUCAGAAACUGGAGGAGGAGGAAAACAAUGAAGUUCCCAUUGAGGAAGAGGAGGAGGAGGAUGAUGGUCCGCUGGUGCGUCUCAUGGGUGGUGAGGAUCGUAAGGAGGGUCGUGUUGAGGUCUUCAAGAGUGGAGAGUGGGGGGGCAUCUGCGAUCACGCCUGGAACGACCUCAACGCAGCUGUGGUCUGCAGACAACUGGGCUUCACUGGUGUUGCUAAGGCGAGGCCAAUGGGCUUCUUCGGUCCAGGUAAGGGUCCUAUCCACCUGGGUCGUGUCCGCUGCACGGGGAAGGAGGCUGACCUGGGGGAGUGUCCAGCCAAGGCCAAGACCAGCAGAGCCUGCCAGCACGGAGAAGAGGCGGGCGUGGUGUGUGACUACGUGCCUGACCCCCCUGCUGACGUGGCCGUGGUGGGAACCCACACCUGCGGGAUACGCAACAACGCCGAGCGCAGGAGCAAGAGGAUCAUCGGCGGAUACAAGUCCCUCAGGGGUGACUGGCCUUGGCAGGCGUCUCUCUGGCUGCGUUCCCAGUCCCGCGGGAGCCACCCGCUCUGCGGAGCCACACUCAUCAACUCCUGCUGGGUGCUCACCGCCGCACACUGCUUCAGGAAGUUUGGCACGGACCCGUCUCGCUACCUUGUGCGCCUGGGCGACCACCACACAACGGAGCAGGACGACUUCGAGCGCACAGUGACCGCCGAGCACGUCAUCCUGCACAGGAAGUACUCGCCGCAGAGCUGGGAGCACGACAUCGCCCUCAUCAGGCUGCGCGGCUCCGAGGGCAAGUGCGUGGCCUUCAACCCCCACACCAACGCGGCCUGCCUGCCAGCCCAAGGCAGCAAGUGGGGCAAGAGGCCCGCCUCGUGUGUCAUCACCGGCUGGGGAGUCUCAGACGCGGAUGAGCCUGGCUCCCUGCAGCAGGCCUGGGUGCCCCUCCUCCCCACCUGGCAGUGCAAGAAACGCUACGGCGAGCGCUUCACCAGCCACAGCAUGCUGUGCGCCGGCACCCUGCCUGACCGCCACGCUUCUUCCUCUUCCUCUUCCUCUUCCUCCUCCUAUUCCUCUCAUGGCCGUGCCACCCCUGACAGCUGCCAAGGUGACAGCGGCGGCCCGCUGGUGUGCCAGGGCGAGGGCGAGCGCUGGGUGCUGACGGGCGUCAUCUCCUGGGGCCACGGGUGCGGGGAGCCGUCCUCGCCCGGCGUCUACGCGCGCGUCAGCCGCUUCCUGCCGUGGAUAGAGCAGGUCACGCACAGCACCGCCCCUCUACAGGUGUGAUGAGGAUCAUGGCUCCUGAAUCCCCGCCCCCACUUUUGGUCUUCAACGCAAGCUCUCAUUGGUUACCUGGAGGCUUCCCCGCCCCCACUUUCGGUCUUCAACGCAAGCUCUCAUUGGUUACCUGGAGGCUUCCUGUUGGCUCCCAUUGGCUAUUGAGGGGAGGGGCUGCUGGGUCAUGUGACUAUCCUGGGGGCGGGGUUUUUGUUAACAGGAGAACUGUGCGUGCCUGCUUCGAUACUACUUACUACUAGACCAGAAAAAAACAACAACGAUAUGCUCGAUGACAACAAUGCCAUAACAUAACACUAACUGGGAUCGAUCGUCCCAGCUUUUGAUGUGCAGUCUUCUGUCUCUCUCCUAUCCUUUUACGCUGAAGCUAUCAGAUGCUGGUUGAGGCAUUAGAAACCAGCAAAAACACACACACUCACACACAGAAGGGCAACAAAAAAACACAUCUUUUCAGGCAGUGUUUCAGAAUUCUUUUUUCUCAGUCAAGACGGUCUUAGACUCUCUAAAACCUGUCAUUUGGUCUACUGUACAUUUCAGUGUCUUAGUUGCUGUCAGACGGCCUCUGUGCAUGUUAACUCUAUGUAUGGUUAACUUUGUGUAUCUUUAAAAAAAAGAAAGAAAAAGCCAUUUGUGUAUAAUAACAAUACUGUCUGAGCCAAUAGCAUGGUAGCGAAUGGUGCAGGGGAACUCAAGAAGAAACAGAUGAGCGUAUGUGAUUGGUCAGAUUGUGAUGUGUCAUCGACUGUACUGUACCAGGGAAGGGCAACUGGAGACCCGAGAGCCAAAUGUUGCCCGCCUACUCACUCAGUUCGGCCCGAUUUAAAAUAAUGACCACUAGUGAAUCCAUUUCUUGUAAUGUAUACUGUUGGCUGAUAGAGAACACUCAUAUUCACUCCUAUUCACUUCCAAACAACAAGGACAUGUCAUUUAGACCAGUGAUUCUCAAAGUGUGGUCCGGGGACCACUGGUGGUCCGCGACAGGGCUCAGGUGGUCCGCGAGAGGAUUUCUACUUUUCCAAGACAAACUAGCAGUAGGCUGUUAGUUGUAACAUUAUUACAAAGCUAAACAUAGCUGAAGUCAUAUUUUCACCACGAGAAGAGAAAUUAGUAUGCGUCAACUGUCAAUUCAGUUGACAGGUGGUCCCUUAAAAUUUCUGGGGGGGGGACAAAGUGGUCCCUGGUCUGAAAAUGUUUGAGAAACACUGAUUUUAGACCAUCUAACUGCACCUCGCACUCUGCGAGCUGCUGUAAGCUGCAUGGUCAUGUGGCCGUCAAAUAGUGGUGAUGGAAAAAUGCGGCCCUCCUUGAAAAAUGCGGCCCUCCUUGAAAAAUGCGGCCCUCCUUGAAAAAUGCGGCCCUCCAUGACAGUUGCCCAUCCCUGGACUAAGCUAUACAGUAUUCACCCUCAUCUCCGAAGUGCAGUAUUCUGACCAUUCAAGUUGGGAUUUGGUAUUCUCCACACACACAAACACGCACACACUCACACACGGACACGCACACACACA
Molecule: messenger RNA, 4359 nt
Organism: Engraulis encrasicolus (European anchovy)
Lineage: Eukaryota; Metazoa; Chordata; Actinopteri; Clupeiformes; Engraulidae
Product: neurotrypsin
Exons: 15
Coding region: 236-2845 (869 amino acids)
Biological process (GO): proteolysis
Cellular component (GO): membrane
Molecular function (GO): serine-type endopeptidase activity
Source: RefSeq, a predicted model, not a curated record